Molecule: messenger RNA, 3637 nt
Organism: Tarenaya hassleriana
Lineage: Eukaryota; Viridiplantae; Streptophyta; Magnoliopsida; Brassicales; Cleomaceae
Product: FRIGIDA-like protein 5
Exons: 4
Coding region: 566-3433 (955 amino acids)
Source: RefSeq, a predicted model, not a curated record
CGAAAAGACAGUUUCUCCCUUCUUGUACAGUUUCUCUUUUCUCUCCGUCUCUCUGGUUUGUUCUCCUGUGUUUCUUUCGCUUUGGCUCCUCAAUUUCUACUCUCUGUUUAUCCCUUUCUGGGUUCCUCAUUGUCGAAUUUCUGUCCCUUCUCUGGUGGGUUCCUAAUUGUUGUGUUUGUUACCCUUCCGUUUUCCUUGCCAAAGAAGGAAGACGGGAAGCAUGGGUGAAAUUAGGGUUUCGGACGGGUUCGGACUCGCCGGGUUGAAGAGAAAGUUUAAGGAUUUGGAGAGUAGUUACGAUUCGGUUGAAUCGGAACUCCGACGGAAGUGUAGGUAAUUGGAGUUGAAGGAGAAAGAGUGGGGAACCAAAACCUUAGUUUUUGAGGCGAGGGCUUUGAAGAUAGAAGCCGCAGAAGUCGAAGCCGCUGUUUGGAAGAAGAAAUCCGAGGGCUUUAGGAGGGAAGUUGAAGCGAAGCAGACAGAACUGGGUUUUCUUCGAAACCAGGUUGAAACAUGUGUCGGCGAGUUCAAGUCGGAGGAAACGAAACUCGCUGAGAUUAGGACAAUGAUCAAAGGUUGUGAGAUGGAUCUGUGCUCGAAGAGCAAACAACUGGCUGCGAUGCAGGAAUCGGUGGAGGAGACUCGAGGAGAACUCGAGUUGAAGGAGAAACAGUUGAGAGAGACGAAGACUGACCUCGCGAGGUGUUGUGAUGAGGUGGACGCGGAGAAGGAGAAUCUGGGUAAGAUUCAAAAUGAUGCUAGAACUUUGAAAGAGGAAUCAGACAAGAGACUGGCAGAUCUCACUCUGGUGCUUGAGACACAAGUUAGAUGUAAUAAGCAGCUAGCUUUUGCGGAAGAAAAGCUAGCUUCUUUGCAGAAAUUGCAGGAGAUACGGUCCUCGGAGUUACGGUCAAAAGAGAUGGAGUUGGAUGCUGUGAAAGAAUCUGUAAGAAGCUGCAAUCUUGACCUCGACUCGAAGAGGAAGGAGGUGGCAUCAUUGGAGAAGUCGGUUAGGGAAUCACGUGAGAAUCUUGAUACGAAACGUGCCGAAUUGGGCGAAAUCCAGAACUUAAUCGACGAACAAACGCACGAACUUGCAGUUAAGCUCAAGCGCCGUGAUUCGAUCGAGGAGUUGAUCCGGAAAAUCACUGAGGAGCUCGCUGCAAAAGAGAAAAGACGAGAGGAGAUGUCGGAGUCGCUCCGUAGUCUCUCCUCAGAAAUUGAGUCUAGAGAAAAGAAACUGACCAGAACUGAAGAGACUGUCAAGAAGCUGUCGGAGAAACUGCACUCGAAAGAGAAGCAUUUGGAAUCAACUCAAAGACAUCUACAACUGUGCACCAUUCAACUCAAUUCAAAGCAAAACGAUUUUGAUGUGUUGAUGGAAAUGCUGAGAAGGUCAUCAAUGGAUCUGGAGUUAAGACAGAAGGAUUUCAAGUCGUUACAGUUACACAUCACAGAUUAUCGUACACAAGCCAACGCAAUAGAGAAGAAAGUGCAAGACUUGGAGAGCUCCAUUGAAGUGAAACAGGCCAUGCUUAGUUCAAUCAAAAGAUCAGUUGUGAGCGUAACUGAUGAGCUCGCAUCUAAAGAGCACGAACUAAGUUCUGUGAAGAUGAAGAUCGAGGAGACUGUAAAAGAAAACAAGUCUAAAGAGGAGCAAUACAUGAGGUUAGGAGAAUCGUUAAAGAAACGCGAGGAAGAACUUGUGGAGAAAGAGAAACAGUUCAAUGCUUGUGUCAAAAGUUUCGAACUAAAAGAGCAACACCUGGAAUCCGAACGGAGAAAGUUUUCGAAAACAGUUGAUGAAUUCGAGCAGAAGGUCAAGAAAAUGUCUAGGUUCUGCCAACAAGGCAAAACGGAUCAAUCUGGAAACUCGCUAAGAAACCCAAACCCCAAAGAUGACAAGAGCCUACUGUUACUCUUAAAUGGGUAUCUGAAGAAAUGCCCUCAGCUUCAUGUCGAAGUUUCAGAUGCUCUUAAAGCAUCUCCUGAUCCAGCGAGGCUGGUGUUAGAUGUGUUACAACGGCUUUAUUCCCCUAGCCCAACAAUCAAAGAAACAGAGAUCGAUGAAGAUGUUGUUAGAAAGGGUUGCAUCUGCUUACUGGAAUGUUUAAUGGCUAUAUCACCAGAAAUCAAGCCUGGAGUGCAAGCAGAAGCUAUUAAACUAGCCACCGAGUUUAAGGACAAAACUCUGGUUAAGGCAGAGAAUGCAGUUGAGGUGAUGGGUUUUCUGCACUUCUUAGCUGCCUUCAGUUUGGCAUAUGCUUUCAGCAACGGUGAACUCCAAAGCCUUUUUGAUGUUGUCACUCUCCGCAGAUAUGCUCCGAGUUUAGUCAAGGCCCUUGGACUUUCAGCUUUAGCAUCUGUGGACGAUGUUCUGUCUUCUGAAGAUAAGUUUGGACAGCCCGAAGACAUAAAUAGCAACGACAAUGCUGCUACUUGUUCCUUGCCCUCGGGUAUCCAACUAAACCCGGAAGCAUCAGAACUGGUCUGUGAGUUACGACCUCAUGAAGAUGCUCUAAUGGACACUGAGGUCUCUGCUGCUCUCCGGUCUUCGCCCGACCCAGCAAAGUUUGUUCUUGAUCUGAUUCAGGAAGCAUUCCGGGGAGCUACUCAGCAAGGAGAAAUGACGGGCAUCGAGGAGCCUGUAAUGAAUUAUUGCAACCUCCUACUGGAAGAGCUCGUGAAAAUUUCGCGGCAGAUUACUCCCCAUGUCCAAUGGGAAGCAUCAAAGCUGGCAAACCAAUGGCGAGGGAGGCUGGAAACCACCAGGACUCCAACUUCAUCCGAGGCUUUGGGCUUCCUUCUGCUCCUCGCCUCAUUCAAUUUGGUGAAUUUUUUCAAUCAAGUUGAUAUUCCCAAGCUUGCCUAUUCGGUUGCUUUCUACAGAUAUGCCCCGAAACUAUUCCAGUCCCUUGGUAUCUCAUCAGAUGUCAUCCGGGAUUUGGUUCUACGCCUUAUUCGAAGAGAUCAUUAUAUUCCAGCCAUCCGAUUGAUAUACUCGUAUGAGCUUAACUUCCCGAUGUCCCCCAUGCCUCUCCUUAAGAAAGAGAUUGAAGAUUUGAGACAAUCUACCUGCAACAUACAGGUUAAGGGCAAAGACGCAAGGAAAAUGAGAGCGAUACUCGAGCUCGUUUCGGAUUACAAGCUCGAUAUCCAUCUCCCGGGAGACCUUGUUGCCAAGUUCAUGUUUCAGAGGGGAAAUCAAAGUCAACUUCCAAUCUCGACACCUCUCCAGAUGCAGACUCAGUCCGAAGCUAGCCGUGGUUCGGGUCCGAGCUAUCCGAUGAGCCACCGCUGCUGCUUAUUAUCACAUCCACAAGCAGUGGGUCAAGUUCAAAACAGGGGAGGGGUAAAACGCCAUAGAUCUGAAACAUGGGAAGGGAGGAAUAUGGUGAGACGGUUGCAUCCACCAGGCAAUGGUGGGUGUUAGAUGUCACUCUUCUAGCUUUUAACUUUUAAGGUAACCACUAACAACCACUUAUUAGGAAUCUUGCAUAUAUUAUGAGCCUUUUGGAAGUAGUGUUGGGUUUGAUGAGUUUUAAGCCUAAUCUUGUCUUAAAACUUACAAAGAUGGGAUCUCUCCUGUCUUUGGAAGUAACAAUCCCCAUAUAUACAAGUAAAUCGAGUUCUUCCA